Messenger RNA from Anopheles stephensi (Asian malaria mosquito), 4111 nucleotides. RefSeq names its product homer protein homolog 2-like. The record is from RefSeq and is a predicted model, not a curated record. Gene Ontology annotation, biological process: G protein-coupled glutamate receptor signaling pathway; regulation of store-operated calcium entry. Lineage: Eukaryota; Metazoa; Arthropoda; Insecta; Diptera; Culicidae. Gene Ontology annotation, cellular component: dendrite; plasma membrane; cytoplasm. The coding region runs from base 155 to 1309 and encodes 384 amino acids. The transcript has 8 exons. Gene Ontology annotation, molecular function: G protein-coupled glutamate receptor binding.
ACAAACCUUGCCGUCGCUCAAUUGGGAUCAGUGAAAGAGAAAAAAAUUGUUGGUGGCCCGUGCUGCGACUCGAUAUCGACAAAUUUACCUUCGGGUUGGUGUUUUAGAUCAACUCUCUUAAUGUUAAAACUGUUAUAGGAAAACGUCGCGCACAAUGGGGGAGCAACCAAUUUUCACUUGCAACGCUCAUGUGUUCCACAUAGAUCCCAAAACCAAACGCACAUGGAUAACAGCAAGCUCGAAGGCCAUCGCUGUUAGCUUUUUCUACGAUUCCUCUCGCAAUCUCUACCGAAUUAUCAGUGUUGAAGGGAGCAAGGCUGUUAUCAACUCAACUAUUACUCCGAACAUGACCUUUACCCAAACGUCCCAAAAGUUUGGCCAAUGGAGUGAUGUACGUGCCAACACAGUUUACGGGCUUGGCUUUGCCUCGGAAGCGGAGCUUGGUAAGUUCAUCGUAAAGUUUCAAGAAGUGAAGGAAGCCACGAAGGAUGCGCUAAACAAAGCGUCGGCCAACGGCAAUUCUGCUGCUGCAUCGGCCAACGCAUCGCCUAUUACGGCCCGUGCAUCGGCCAACAGUGGCGAUAUUUUCGAAUCCGGAAACUUGGAACCACCGCUGGCACCGGCAAGUAGCAUUUCAACGAGCUGUAAAACGGACAGUCCAUCGCAUAACAAUAUCACUGAGACGAAUGCUAACAAUCUGAACAAUGAACUGAAGCAAUUGUCAAUUAACAAUUCCGCAUCGAAUGAUGGCACGGUAACUUCAACAUCGGAACAGCAACUAAAAUACGAGAACGAAAGAUUGAAGCUUGCCCUAGCACAAAGCUCUGCCAAUGCUAAAAAAUGGGAGAUCGAGUUGGCAACACUGAAGAGUAACAACCUACGAUUAACGAGCGCGUUGCAGGAAUCAACGGCAAACGUAGACGAGUGGAAGCGGCAACUGCACUCGUAUAAGGAAGAAAAUCAAAGAUUGAAAUUACGCUACCAGGAUCUGGAAGCAGGCAAGGGUGGAGUUGUGCCUGCGGCUGGUGGAGGUACGAGUGCUGCCGGUAUAGCUUCGAACGAGCUAACAGAAGAGCUGCGACGUGAGAUUGUGUCGCUAAAGUCCCGGAUUGAAGGGCUGGAAGCCGAACUCAUGAAUCAGGAAAUGGAACUAAAGGCAGCGAACAAGACGCUCAAAGAUAAGCAAAACGAUCCUACGUUAAAACAGAUGACUAAUCUGUGCAGCCAGUUCAAUGCACAAAUCACUGAACUAAGCGGUAUUCACAAGGAGAUGGAGAAGCUGAUUCAGGCCCAGCACAAAUCUACUUGAGAUAUGAGUGUGCCAAAAGCAACAUCGGUGGCCAUUAGCAGUAAUAGCUCGACCGCAGAAUCUCCUUUCUCGCCGUUGGUCGAAGGCGGUUGUUGUAAUCCGGGGAGCAUGAAGGAUGCAUCUCUUCCAGGUAAAAGUGUAGCUACAACUAAUAGUAUUUUCAACUACCGUUCCAACAUUAAUAAGAUACCACCAACGGGAAAGCAAGAGGAAACCAACGCACUUCCUGCAGCAAACAUGGCAGCGAAAGGAUCAGUUUCACCGGACAAGCACCUGUCCCACAGCAGUAUUAGUGGUGCGGCGCUGACCGGUGGAACCAGAACAGGAGGGUCCACGAUUGUUUUAAUCAGCACUAAAAUAAGUAACCCAUCUGCAGUGAAGCUGGGACCGACGACAGUGGGGGCAACGAUAAAAACGACCGGAACGUUGUACAAUAUUCCUUCUUCCUCCCCCACUGCUACUGCUGCUGCUAAUAUCGAUCAUGACGACGAUAAUCGCAUCAAGCUGUCGAUGAUUUGUCAAGACGAAACAGCCAGCGCUACCCGCGACGAGGUAAACGGUCCGUCUGAGAUGCAAUCCACCAGCAAAACCGCAACCAUACUGGUGUCGAAGCACAAGACCAAAACCGGACUACCGUUGCUGUUGAAAAAAUCAAAAAAGUAACACCUUUUGUCCCCAAAUUGCUUCUACAAGCAUAGCCAACAAAACGAACGUUUGAACAUGGAUGAAAAUCGGUGGCGGAUUCUUUUGGAACGCACCGGUAUCAGUUGGGCUGUUGCAAGAUACUAUUUUAAUUUUAAUCAUUUAGGUUUUUUAUGUUACUUUUUAAGCUUUCUUAAUACGGUGUUUAGCUCACACUUUUUUAUCAUUUGACGUAUGGUCCGAACAGUGGACUUGGAGCGGUGCAAUUCUCGCAAAGUAGAAUCAAAUGGAACCGAACAACUCAAACACAAACAGUGCAAAUUUUAUAAGUAUUAUAAUUUUAUACGGUAAUGAUUUUAAAACGUGUACAUUAAGGCAAACAUUUUAUUUAAAUUAUUUUGUUACUAUCACAAUCGAGUAACACUUUCUGCUUUUCGACGUACACAUUCCACGAACAGCCAUGAAGAUUGCCAAUAUUUUACCUCUAACUUUAAGGAGCAUUCCAAAAAGAUCCUUACCCAACAACCCAUUCUGCUUACUUUCCGUUGCUGCCCCUACAGUGGGGGCUUUUCUGAAGAUCGAUACCACGAACCGUUACAGUACCGUUAAAGAAGAACGCCAAAGAUGUUUAUGUGUUAAGUUUUUUUUUAUUUUCACCACCACUCGAAACACGGUCGCGUAGGAUGCGGGGCACAGUCUGUCAACUGCAUUAAUCAUGGUUAGUGGAAUAAUAUAGUUGGAUUGUAUUUUAUUCAUGCAUGCAUCAUACACGAAACGUAAGCUUCAAAAACAAAUACACACGUUCCCCCUCGCAAGCCAGCCGCCAGUACGUUUUUAAAAUUCCAACAGAAAAGGUAUAUAAUAGCGAAAUGAUGAUCAAAAUGUAGAUGAUAGUGAUGCUAACGAAACAGUAUAGAGAAAGGGAGAAUGAGAGGCGUGCGGGGAGCGAGUUUGCUAUAUGAGAGAAUCGUUGAUCAAGGAACAGUAAUUGAACAUAGAGUUUAAUAGGAAAGAUCGAACCGAACCCCAUCGUGGUGCGGGAAGAGUAGGAAAAAAGCUAUAGCAGUUGUUAAAAUGAUACACUCUACUCUUGCGUACGUAAACCCCUAAUAGAAGUUCUGCCUAUUACUGUGGUACAAUUUAUCUCCAUUUAUUACUAACUAAUCUUAUGAUGGAACACACGGAUCACAUAAGCCGGGUAUUGCUUAGAAGCCACUGCACCCCACACCAUGGGAUGAUUGGAUGUGAGAUGCGCUAGCGGAUCCUGCAACCGUAAACGUUCGGCAGCACACACCGCAUUCGGAGAAUACGGUUCCAAUCUACCAUUUGUUCAGUUCAGAUUCUUUCUCACGGAUCGAUAUGCAACCGACUGUUCGAUCCGAUCCAAAUCUGUAUCGGCUCUUACAGAAUCUCGCUGCGAAUGGUUUGGGGCUGCAAUUAAUGCUGCUAAUUAGAUGUUUGCAAUGUCUAGUGAAACAUACAGUCGUUGCGUGCGGCAAGCCGGCAAAAGCUCGAAUGCUAGAGUGUGUUGAUGAGAAGAUCCCAUUUAUAAGGUAUUACUACUACUUAGCGGAAUGUGAAUCUGAAUGGACAGACAAGAAUCUUGAGCAUAUACAUAUAUUAUAUAUACAUACAUAGAUAUGAAAGCAAAACGCGCACAAAACCAUACCGAGUUAGUUUGUGUAAACACGUCAGCCUCAACUCCUGCUACUCAAUGUGAUACGUUAUCAGUAUCCUUUGCGACGGCUCAACAACCCCAUACACCACUGAUUUUAUGCCUAUUAUCAUAGCGUUGAAUACACGGAUACGGGGAGGGAGAGUGGGGGAAAGGAUAGAGAAUCAUAAAUGGAAAUUUUUUGCGUGUUCAAGAUGAAUGCUAGGAGUCUUACGAAAGCAUGUUACAGCCAAGAAAAUAUUUAAAUACAUACACAACCUUUACUCCCUUGGGACGACAUACACUCACACACACACACACGCGAACACACGCGAACCACACUAUUGGAUGAGGAAACCCCAUAUUAAAAUUAAUGACACUAGGGAACUCUGGUAUAUAUAAGUAAACAAACAAACAAACGAAAACUAUGUUAUUGAUAAUGCGCAAAUACUCCUUUUUACAAUAAAUCGAAAACCUGUUUGUCUACAGUAUGUGAAAAAGCGCAA